UGGGGAACAGCGCAAACUCAGAACCUCGAACAGGGAAGUGAGAGAAUACUAUGUCGGCACAGCGAUAAAGUGGCUAAGUUUUCACUUUUCACAAAAUGGCUAUGGAAUCAUGGAGGUUAUGUGCGAGAUGGCUGGUGGAAUGUGGCGUUUUGCCAUUCGAUCACAGGAUUAUGAAUCAAGAUGCCGAAGUUUUCGAUCUAGGACAGACUCUUCGGGACGGUGUUAUCCUGUGUCAUUUGCUCAACCACAUAAAACCGGGCUCCAUCGACACUUUAGAACUCUCGAACAUACGUUCACAAACUUCACAGUUCUUGUGUAUGAAAAACAUCCGAACAUUCCUGCGAGCCUGUUCUAGGGUAUUCAAGAUACGAGAAGCGGACUUCUUUGAUCCAGCAUGGCUCUUCCAGAUGUCAAACUUUGGAUCGCUCAUCGAUCUGCUGUCCAAACUCUCACAAGCAGACGAUGCCAUCCGCAUGGGAGCACAACCCUUCAAGACGGAACAAGAGGACAUUUAUGGAGGGCUGGAGGAUCUGGCCGACGAGCAUGAUUUAGCAAACGAGGGCGACAUUUACGACACGGUGGACGAAGAUGAAGGGGACAAGAUUUACGACGAUCUGGUCAAUAUUCGGCGAGAGCUCACCAGCCACAGGACUCAGCAGCGCCAGAGCGAGCCUAAAACAGCAAAGCGUGAUUUUUGUCGGACGGAGAUAGUCGAGACAGAAGGGAAAUACGUGGAAGCUUUGUCCAUGCUUUGUGAGCAAUUCAUCAAACCACUGAAGAAGAUCUUAGACAGGUCAGAUAUUGACAAGAUUUUCCUGAAUAUUGAGGAACUUCUGAGGCGGCACCGAGGGUUCCUAAGAGACCUUGAAGAUGCCUUCCGCAGGCCCACUCCGACCAUGGCCCAUGCCUUCAAGAAACACAAGCCAGACUUCCUCAUCUAUGGCUUCUACUGUGCACACAUGCUCGGUGCUCAGAACCACAUAGAGAAGGUCAGCAACAACCCACAAAUCAGAGCAAAGAUUGAGGAGUUUGAGAGGAAAGCGAAUGACAGGAAAUUCCGGUUGCGUGAUCUUCUGAGUGUUCCCAUGCAAAGAAUACUCAAGUACCAUCUUCUGUUAAAGGAAUUAGUGAAGAGUACAGACAAGCAACAUACAGAGAGGAAGGAGUUGGAUGAAGCGCUGGAUGAGAUGCAGGAUGUUUCCAUGUUUGUGAAUGAGGUGAAGAGGGACCAUGAGCUGAUGCAGACCAAUGACUCAAUCCAAGCAAGUUUGGUCAGCUACAGAGGGAAGAGUCUGAACACGUAUGGACGUAACCAGAAAGAUGGAGAGUUUACAUACACAUUAAACAUUGUUUUGUUUUCAUAUGAGCUCAUCUCAUGUUUCAUUGAUCGAUUCUUUGUCUUUGUUUAACACAGUUUGGUCAGCUACAGAGGGGAGAGUCUGAAUUCGUACGGACGUAACCAGAAAGAUGGAGAGUUGAAGAUCAGAGUCACUGGAGCAAAGAAGAAUGCCGCACAAACAAGAUACUGCUUCUUGUUUGACAAGGUCCUUCUGGUCUGUAAAAGUGGUGGAAGGCUAAACGUGGAGAAGCUAUGGGGCCAGGAGAGCCAUGAGUACAACGACACCAUUGACCUAACCCAGUACAAUGUGGAGAAUAACUUACCAAGUGGCAGAAGUGGACGGUGGAACUUCUGCUUUCAUCUGACUGCUAAAGACAAGACUGGCUCCAGGAGCAACAUUGAGGUGUACUGUAAAACUGAAGAGAUGAUGCUGAGAUGGGUGGAAGGAAUUCGCCUUGCCCAGGACAACAUCCUUCCCAGGACCACCAAAGGACACACGGUAGAAUACACAUCCUUCAAGGAAUCUACAACGUGCGAUUCAUGCGGAAAACUUCUCAGAGGCCUGUUCUUCCAAGGUUACAAGUGCACGACGUGCGGCAUCUCAGUACACAAAGAGUGCAUCAGUUCCAACCACACCUCCUACUGCAAGGACCAGUCAGGCGGCAAAUCCAACGCGCCCUCAAUGUUCACCGGCCAACAGCUCAGGGUCUCCAGGUCCUACAAGGGUGCGCCGAUGCCUCCCAACGGGGAACAGCCUCUUAUCGUGUCGGGCGGAUCGCAGGUGGUCGUGCUGGAGAACAUCGGCAGUGACUGGAAGCGAGUCAAGAUGCUGAGCCCGCCAAACCAAAUUGGGAUUGUACCAUCAGUUUACCUGAUGGAGAAUUAUGAGCCAGUUGAUAUUUCUCCCCCUCAAGGAUUUCGACAACCACCGCCAACGCAAACACCAAAAGCACCCGAAGUAUCAGACUUAUUUCAAUACCCUUGGUUUAUUGGGGAGAUGGAGAGAGAUAAAGCCAAUGACCUGCUCAUAACUAAGCCUGGAUGUUUCUUACUCAGGAAGAGUAAGAGAGGAUAUGCUGUCAGCUUGGAACAUGAAGGCAAUAUCAAGCAUAUGAAGGUAGUGAUGGAGAACAAUCAAUUUGGACUAGCAGAACAAACAACCUUCUCUUCAUUACAAGAAAUGAUCAACCACUACGGUACAAACAGCCUUGUGAGCGUGUUCCGAGGGCUGAAUGCGUAUCUACGGAAGCCAUACAGAGGAGGAACCAUGCCCUUAACAGAGAAUGGAGCUGGUCCCAACCCUGAAGCCGAACCUCCAACUUCUUUAGGAGCUGGUUCCAACUCUCAAGCGAUACUUACAGGUGGGAGGAACAAACGUUACAACGUGACCGGGCAGGCCAAGGCCAUGUAUGACUUCAGUGCGAGGGAUACGAGAGAGCUGACGUUGAGGGAAAACGAGAUGGUGGCCAUCAUCAGCAAGGCAGGAGGACAUAGAGGGUGGUGGAAAGGAUGCAUAGGCGACAGGGUUGGCUAUUUCCCUUCGACGUAUGUUGAAGAAAUCGACGUGCCGUCCUGAUGCACCACGAGACUUUCACCACGAUAACAUCCCAGAUGGAAUCGCGACUUGCGUUAUGAUUAUUGUAUGUACUGUUUCACAGAGCCUUUAUCCUUCUAUACAUACAUGUGUGAUAAUUGAAAAAAACUAGUGUGAAUAUUAGACUUAUAUAUUUGUGAGAUAAAGUGGUGAAGACAAGCGAGUGUAACUAACUAACCCAGACUCCUCCUCAUCGACUGAUGAGAAAUGUUGCCGAUAUUAAAGUGGCUUCGGUAUAUGUGCUGGACCCACAAGAUAUAAUAUAAACUGAUCAGAGUAGAUUCAUAUCAACCUGUUAUCCCUAUGUAUGUAUUUGUCCCCCCCCCCCCACCCCCCAAUCAAAAAAAAAAGGGAGGGGUAAUCUUCUAUAUAUCUUUUUUUGCAUUGUUUAUUCAAUUCUAAUUUUCUAAACUACAUCUCUGUGUUAUAGUCCAGACGUAUCACAAUGUAGUGAAGUAUCCGCCAUUGAAAAUCAACUUCUCUUUACAUGGGUUGAAUGAUAAUGUGAAAAGAGGUUGCAUAUAGUUUGGUUGUAUGCUAUAAACAACAGGUAAUUAAACACAAUGCUUCUGGGGAAAUUGAGACUUUAAAAAAAAAACUUUUAUUUUUAAUUAUUCAUUUAGAACCAUCAAAUGUUUGUUAUUAUGUAUCGCCAUAAUUUGUUCUAUCAUUUACUUUUGUACAGGGAUCAAGAGCAGUGAUAUCAAAAUAUUUGCUAUUUUAUACUAUGUAGUUUUUUGUACUCCCUUCUAAAGAAGAACAAAAUGUUAUUAGGGGCCUGUUUCACAAAGUCUUUUUUCAAUGACAAUGACAAAGAUCUGUGACAAAUCUGCUGAUAUCCAAUCAGAAGCAAGGAUUUCAGUAGCUUAUAACAAAAACUGUCAUUUGUCACUGAUGACAAGUUUUGUGAAACACCCCCAAGUAAGACUUUCUCAUCGUGGAAUAUGACAUCAAUUACAUAUUUUUGAUAUAAUACUUCUGUUUAGAUGUCAAAGUGAACAUUGGUAGCUGUAUCUCGUAGUUUAUGCUUGCUUUCCCAAGCUUGUGUGCUGUCUGAGUAGCCAAACUUCAUGUUAAUUAAACUCACAGCUUUUAUAUCAUCCUCUUUAAUAUUGAGACCAAAAUAAUACAUGCGUAUAUUAUAGUCUUAAUUUAUUUUGAAUAUGUUGCACAAUUUGAUAUGUCACAAUGAUAUAAUACACAUGCUAAAUGUAUAUUCUUUAUACCGAUGGAUGGGGGUUAUAGUUGGUCAAUAUGCAUAAUUCAGGUAACGGUAAAAAUGUUACGUGUAAACAGAACUGAGUAGACUACUUUAUUUGGUUGCACAGAGGAAUUCCCAACCGAUGUAAGAAUAGAGCCUUGUAUUUAAAUAAAGAUGAAGGUAAUCUUAACUAAAUAUUCAAUCGUCAUGAAAUUAACAAUUGAGGACUUUGUCCUCUUACUGAAACUAGUCGAACAAAGAGUACUGAUGCAUCCAUGUUAACAUCUUAUACGUGCAAAUAAGUGAAAGGACGAGCCAUUGAUAUUUGCUGAUGAGUGGAAAACAAGAAAACUCACACUUUGUCAAUGACAUUUUGAAAGAGAAUGUUGAGUUCUGGUCAUGCAAUUGCAAUGUGAAAAAAAUGUGUGGAAGUUAUUGGUGUAUACCGUGAGGUUUUGGAAUCAUCAAAGUGAUCAGAAAUUGGCCCAGUCUUGCUAUUAAAGUGCCACAUGCACUGUACACAGAAACGUGUACAAGGGCCUACACAAAAAUGUGGCAUGAAAGUUGUCAUAUUUUCGAAUGUGAAGGCAUUUGAAGAGCCAUCCUUUUGAGGCAACAUUUUUCUAUAAUACUUUCCAAACUUAAGAGAAUUAAUAAAAAAUAUACAUUAUCUUUCACCUCUCCCAGACCUCAACCUUCUCUUUAAGAAAUUAUAAAGACAUUCCAAUUUUUUCUCAAGAUUGUGAAAAAAAUGUCACAUGUGUGGCAAAAGAGACCAAAAUAUAUUUUUUUAAUGUCAGUUGUAUGGUUGGGUUGUGUUUUAACCUUGGCCAAUCUUACAUCACCUACCAGUACAUUGUAUCAGGCACGUCGGAAUGUUGUGAGUAAACACUGCAUGGAGGGGGAAUACAAAUUGUUUGGUGUACAAUGGUUUGCCCCUUAAUGAAAUGUAAACUCGCACCUUUCUGGUGAUUCUACAUUAUAUCUCAUGACAAAGAUCAUUCAAUAUCUUCUGUUUUGUAUGGUAUUGCAUAUUUUGUGUUACACAGAAAUACACAUUUUUCCAAGAAGUGAAGUCAGAUAUUUCCAUGAAUUUCCAUGAAGUUUGAUUAAGGCAAGCAUAACUAUUUUGGCGGAGAGAAUGUCAUUAUGCAUGCAUGUUAUUUAAGGAAAUUACAUGAGAAAGUUGUAUGUUGGAAUAUUCAUGAGGGAAAACAUGUUAAUAUUUAGAUUUGUACUAGUGGGUAUAGGAUUGUUAUUAGGAACCAAUGAAUUGAUCAGACUCUUUGAGUCAAUAUGCAAGAAAAGAGAACAAAUUAUUUGUUUUGCUAUUUUUAAAAUGAGAUGAGACUUCCGAUACACUUCCUUCAGAAAGCUAGCAUUAACAGAUCAAGAGAUGUAUCAAUAACUUUCACAGAUCAAGAGAAAUAUCAAUAGUUUUUUAUUCAGAUAUGGGUAUUUUUAUGAACAAAUUUGCUUCCUUGUAAACAUUU
Molecule: messenger RNA, 5627 nt
Organism: Strongylocentrotus purpuratus (purple sea urchin)
Lineage: Eukaryota; Metazoa; Echinodermata; Echinoidea; Camarodonta; Strongylocentrotidae
Product: guanine nucleotide exchange factor VAV2
Biological process (GO): cell migration; intracellular signal transduction; regulation of GTPase activity
Cellular component (GO): cytoplasm
Molecular function (GO): protein binding; guanyl-nucleotide exchange factor activity
Source: RefSeq, a predicted model, not a curated record